GAGUAUCUCAAUAAGGAUUCCAGACAAUGAGUCGUCGGAUAUCCGAUGAAGAGAUCAAGAACGCCAGCGCGCAUUCAGGGGGCCAUGCGGAGAGUGCCCCCUCGAAUGUUCAUAGGGUGGGAGAGCCCCCCAAGGCAAGCCUCGCCAAGGAGCUCAAAUUUGGGUUCAUGGAGACUUUCUUCCACGACGAUCCUUUGCGCCAUUUCAAAGAUCAAUCGGGUUGGAAGAAGUUCAUCCUCGGGAUUCAAGGAGUUUUCCCGAUACUCGAGUGGGGGAGGAAGUACAAGCUUUCGAUGUUUAAAGGAGAUUUGAUUGCCGGACUAACUAUCGCAAGCCUUUGCAUUCCUCAGGACAUUGGCUAUGCAAGCCUUGCAAAUUUGAAACCUCAAUUUGGGCUAUAUAGUAGUUUUGUUCCUCCCCUAAUCUAUGCCGCGAUGGGUAGCUCGAGGGACAUUGCCAUCGGCCCGGUGGCCGUGGUGUCUCUCUUGCUCGGAAGUUUAGUGCAGGACGAGAUCGAUCCUAAGAACAGGCACGAAUACGAGCGCCUCAUGUUUACGGCUACUUUCUUCGCGGGGAUGACAGAGUUCAUACUCGGUUUCUUCAGAUUGGGGUUCUUGAUCGACUUCUUGUCCCACGCCGCGAUCGUUGGAUUCAUGGCCGGCGCAGCCAUAACUAUUGGCCUUCAACAGCUCAAAGGUUUGCUCGGCAUAAAAAAAUUCACCAAGAAAACCGACAUCAUUCAUGUCAUGCGCGCCGUGUGGAGUCACGUGCAUCACGGGUGGAAUAUACAAACGGUACUAAUAGGCGUCUCAUUCUUGAUCUUGCUUCUCUUAGCCAAGUACAUCGGGAAGAGAAACAAGAAAUACUUCUGGGUUCCGGCGAUGACUCCAUUGAUUUCAGUCAUCAUUUCGACUUUCUGUGUCUACAUCUUCCACGCGGAUAAGAAAGGCGUGCAAAUUGUCGGCGAAAUUCAUAAAGGGAUCAAUCCUCCGUCGCUCAGCGAAAUCCAUUUCACGGGGAGCUACCUUACCAAGGGCUUACGAAUCGGCGUGGUGGCCGGAAUGAUUGCCCUUACGGAAGCGGUGGCGAUCGGAAGAACAUUUGCAGCGAUGAAGGACUAUCAGUUGGAUGGGAAUAAGGAAAUGGUGGCCUUAGGCACCAUGAACAUCAUCGGCUCUAUGACUUCUUGCUACGUAGCCACCGGAUCCUUCUCUCGGUCGGCUGUGAACUUCAUGGCGGGGUGCAACACGGCCGUGUCGAACAUCGUGAUGGCCUGCGUCGUCUUCCUAACGCUGGAACUGAUCACCCCACUGUUCCAUUACACCCCCAACGCCAUCCUCGCCUCCAUCAUCAUCUCUGCCGUCAUCCCGCUAUUCGACUACGAAGCAAUGAUGCUUAUAUGGAAGAUCGACAAGUUCGAUUUCCUCGCUUGUAUGGGAGCCCUCUUUGGAGUCAUUUUCGCCUCCGUUGAAAUAGGCCUUCUAAUCGCCGUGGUGAUAUCCUUCGCGAAAAUUCUUCUCCAAGUGACGAGGCCUCGGACAGCCGUGCUCGGUAGAAUUCCAAGAACGACGGUCUAUAGAAACGUUAUGCAAUAUCCGGAAGCCACUAAGGUUCCCGGCGUUGUGAUUGUGAGAGUCGACUCGGCGAUCUACUUUUCAAACUCUAAUUAUAUUCGCGAGAGAGUGUUGAGAUUGAUUCGCGAGGAAGAGGAACAACUCAAGGAGCACAGCAAAGAAGGAAUCAAGUACUUGAUAAUCGAAAUGUCGCCUGUGACCGAUAUCGACACUAGCGGGAUUCAUGCGCUAGAAGAGCUACACAAGAGCUUAAAAAAGAAAGAUUUGGAGCUCGUUCUAGCGAACCCGGGGCAGGUGGUGCUGGACAAGCUGUAUUCGUCGGACUUUGCCCGGGAAAUCGGAGAAGACAAGAUUUUCCUCACUGUUGCAGAUGCUGUCACAGCUUUGGCACCUAAAUUGGAGCCAUGAACAAGUCCAUCACAUUACAUCAUUCCUUUGUCGUCGUCGUCGUCGUCGUCAUCAUCUUCUUCUUCUUAGUUCUUACCGAUAUCUCCAAGUGAUUGAUCAAUCAAUCCAUCCAUCUUGGGAUGAAAAAAUCAUGUUAAGUUUGUGUAAUUAAUCUUCGAUUCGGACUGCUUGCACGCGAUGUACAUACGGAGACAUCAUCUAGCUAGUCGAAUCUAUCUUAGGUUCCCUUGUUUUAUUUUCAUUUCUUUUGAUCGAUCGUUUGUUUUGUAUUGGGGCGGG
Andrographis paniculata is the source of this 2261-nucleotide messenger RNA. RefSeq names its product sulfate transporter 1.3-like. The transcript has 14 exons. Gene Ontology annotation, molecular function: secondary active sulfate transmembrane transporter activity. Gene Ontology annotation, cellular component: membrane. Lineage: Eukaryota; Viridiplantae; Streptophyta; Magnoliopsida; Lamiales; Acanthaceae. Gene Ontology annotation, biological process: transmembrane transport. The record is from RefSeq and is a predicted model, not a curated record. Bases 27 to 1982 code for a protein of 651 amino acids.